Messenger RNA from Gadus chalcogrammus (walleye pollock), 751 nucleotides. RefSeq names its product family with sequence similarity 219 member Aa (gene fam219aa). The transcript has 6 exons. Bases 161 to 730 code for a protein of 189 amino acids. Lineage: Eukaryota; Metazoa; Chordata; Actinopteri; Gadiformes; Gadidae. The record is from RefSeq and is a predicted model, not a curated record.
UGCUGUUGAGCUGUCGAGUCACCUCUGCCAGAUUGGAGGAAAACAAACUGCCUGGUAUAAUGCAAAAUAACGGGAGAUCCUGCAUAUCAAAUCAAAACCAGGGCGUGUAGAAACCUUGUUUAUAAAACCGGUCUAACUUUAUCAGCAGUCCUUCGCGAAAAUGAUGGAAGAAAUUGACCGGUUCCAAGUGCCUCCUGUCAACGGAGAGACGCAGCCUCUGGACCCUGCAGCAUCUUCCACCUCCGAGGCCGACUCUGAUACCAGGGAGGGAGAGACGGUGGCCAUGAACUACAAGCCUUCGCCCCUGCAAGUUCAAAUAGAGAAACAGAGGGAUCUGGCCAGGAAGGGAUCCGUGAAGAAUGGCACGGUGGGAAGUCCUGUGAACCAGCAGCCCAAGAAGAACGCCAGGACAAGACUGGUGGUUCCAAACAAAGGCUACUCGUCCUUAGACCAGAGUCCAGACGAGAAACCCCUGGUGGCCCUGGACACUGACAGUGACGACGACUUUGACAUGUCCAGAUACUCGUCAUCGGGAUACUCCUCAGCCGAGGUGAGAUGUCUGAGGGACCAGCAGAUCAACCAGGACCUGAACAUCCAGCUGCUGAAGGACGGCUACCGGCUGGACGAGAUCCCCGACGACGAGGACCUGGACCUCAUCCCUCCCAAGGCCGUGAACCCCACCUGCUACUGCUGCCAGUCGGCCCCGUCCACGGCCUGUCAGAUCCAGUAGCAAGCGCCACCCCCCCAGAAC